AUGUUCCUGACACUUGCUCGGACGGUGCGCCGGCGCUCGCGCUUCUUCUCCAUCGACAUCGUUCGCCCGAGUGCAGGUCCCGCGAGCUUGGAGCCGGAGGCAAACGCGACCGACUCGGUCAAGACCGCCCUCCAGCAGAAGCUCGGCCUCCAGAACGACUCGAUCGCCGCAUGCCAUCGCGACUCGAACCGUGUCGACUCGGAGCAAUCGCUGGCGAUGGAGACGGUUGCGAUUCCACACGACCGCAGAAUCAGCAACCACGAUACAAACGUGCAAAAGUCCAAGGAACAAGACGUCCAGGUGAAGACCAAGGGUUCGAACGCCUUUAUUAUGGAGGCCAUUUUGACGCUGGAACAAGACAUCGUGAAGCUCAACGCCACUUAUGACGCCAUCGAUGCCACUUAUGACGCCCUUGGCCCGCGUCUCGACACUUGGGACAAACGCCUCGCACAUCUUGAGGCCUCCAGCUUCAAGCGCAAGCGCGACCGCGAGCUGGACGAGCUCGGGGCCUUCAUCGCCAAGUACGCCAACUUUUGCGCGCUCAAACUCUGCGGUGACGUACACACGGACGCCAACACGGAUGACGACACCGACGAUGUGGACCCGUCGCUGGUCGCCAUCAGCGGGCGGUGCAGCGCUCAUCCCAUGUACAAUUACGCAAGACUGCGCGCGAUCAUUGAUGCGAUCACGCUGGACGAGUUUCCCGACUUUCCGGAGACCAAGGCGUGCUGCCACGAGGCGCUGGAAGAGUUUGAGCGCGAAGCCACGAACGACCAGAAGCAUCCUUGGCGCUUUGCCGACUAA
Messenger RNA from Saprolegnia parasitica CBS 223.65, 804 nucleotides. RefSeq lists its product as hypothetical. NCBI's taxonomy places the organism in Eukaryota, Oomycota, Saprolegniomycetes, Saprolegniales, Saprolegniaceae. Bases 1 to 804 code for a protein of 267 amino acids. The record is from RefSeq and is a predicted model, not a curated record. The transcript has a single exon.